AUGACCUUUCCCAACAUUGCAACAUGGAAUAUACGCGGGUUUAACGACCCUGUCAAAGUAAAAAGCUGCAAAACUCUUGUCCAAACCCACAAUCUUGAUCUCCUCUUCAUCCUUGAAGCCAAAAUUACCCCUAAUAACCUCCACAACGAUUGGUUUUUGGCCAACCAUCAAAUUUUCUCAAUAGAAGGUAACUGUGACAAUUUUCAGGUUUCCAACCCGGGCCGCAUCUGGGUUAAGUGGAACAAGGGCGCUUUAAAUUUUAGCCCUCUUCUUGUGACUAACCAACUCGUUCACGGUACAAUUACUACUAAUGCUAAUGCAGCUUGCAGGAUUACUGUUGUUUAUGCUAGUAACUCUUAUAAUGAAAGGCAAUCUUUAUGGAAAGAUAUCCAAAAUUUGGCUGGUUCUAUCAAUUCCCCUUUGGCUGUUUUGGGGGACUUUAACUGCUGCCGUGAGCUGGAAGACAAAAUUGGGGGCACUCCUUUGACAGUUUCUAAAAUGGGAGAUUUCAAUAACAUGGUAUUUAAUGCUGGCAUCCAUGAUUUAUCCUCUGUUGGGCACUUCUUUACUUGGCACAAUCAGCAGCCUCAAAAUCCCAUCCAUAUUAAACUAGAUCGUGUUCUAGUUAAUGACAAAUGGCUCGACUACUUUCCCAAUUCUUUCUACAAAAUUGAGGACCCGGAUUGCUCUGAUCACUCCCCUCUCAUUUUAGUCUGCUCUACUGACAACAAACGUGGCCACCGCUUCUUAUAUAAAAACUACUACACAAGGUUUCCUGAAUUUUGGGCUUGCCUUUUGGAGAUUUUCUCUCUUCCCAAUAAGAGUAGUCCCCUAAGCUCUUUCAACUUCAAGCUCAAAACUCUUAAGAAUGCUAUGAAGCACAAAAGCUGGACCAAUGCCAAUCAGAUCCAAAGAGACAUUGACAAUUUUAAAAAUCUCCAACACUCUGUUAUUUCUCAAAUUCAAAGCAGCCCACUCGAUUUGGCCUUGAAUGGCAGGCUCAACCUAAUCAAUACAAAUCUUGCGUUUUACCAAGAUGCUCUCUCUAGAUGGAUUAUUCAAAGAGCCAAGAUUAAAUGGCUCACCCAUGGCGAAGACGAUUUGAAAUUUCUCUAUUCCAAAAUCAACAUCACCAAAAACUACAAUAGGAUCAAGGCUAUUUCCAAUGAUCAGGGCACCUACACCAAGCAUGAAGAUAUUUCCAAUGUUUUUAUUAAUCACUUCAAGAAUCUCUUCAAUUCCCCAGCUACCAACCAUCUUUCUUCUGAUAUUUCUGCUGGGAAACGGAUUCCUAUUCACCUCACCUCUUCCCUUAUUGCCCCGCACCAACUUUAUAGAGCUGUCAAUUCCUUCUUUACCACUGGUUUCAUGCCUAAUCAGAUUAAAGCAAUUGCUAUUGCCCUUGUCCCUAAGCAAACUCAUGCUUCCAAUGUCAAAGACUAUAGACCUAUUGCCAUAUGCAAUGUCAUUUACAAAAUCAUUGCAAAUAGAAUGAAGAUGGUGAUGCCGCAUAUUAUCCACCCUAAUCAAGGUGGUUUCAUUCACAAGAGAAUCAUUUCUGACCAUAUCAUUCUGGCCACUGAUAUCCUUGGUCGGUUAAACCUUAAAGCCAACCACAAAUACUUAUGUGCCAAGUUUGACAUCACUAAAGCAUUUGACAUGGUGUCUAGAGAUUUUCUUUACAAAAGAUUAGAAGAUAAAGGCUUCCCUAGCUUGUUUACCUCUUGGAUCAAAGCUUGCACUUCCAACGUACACUUCUCUAUCUGCAUUAAUGGGGUGCUUGAAGGCUAUUUUAACUCCUCUUCGGGUAUCAGGCAAGGUUGCCCUCUAUCUCCCUACCUCUUCUCUAUCAUCAUGGAUGGUUUGUCCUCUAUUUUUGAAGGUGCUACUGCUAGCAACUCCCUUCAAGCUAUCAAGGUUGAAAGGUGUGAGGUCUCUCACCUUAUGUUUGCUGAUGAUCUUUUAGUGUUUUGCAAGGCCACUGUGAGGAAUGCCCACACUAUUAAUUCCAUUCUUAAAGAAUUUACUACUGUCACCGGCCUCAAUGUGAAUCCGCUUAAAAGUUCUAUUCUGCUUUCUAAGAACACUCAGGCUGCUGAUGACAUCUGUAAUAUCCUUAAUGUUCAGCAAUCUAUUUUGCCCAUUAAGUAUCUGGGUUUACCUAUUUUCUAUAGGAAACUGAGACUUUGUGACUUUAAUCCUUUAAUCCAAAGGAUUACUUCUCAGUUAGAGGGCUGGAAAGCAAAAUUACUAUCAUUGGCUGGGCGUGUGCAGUUCAUUAAAUUCACUAUUUCUAACACCUUGGCAUAUUGGAUUCGUGGCUCUAUCAUACCUAAAGCUAAUGAGAUCAAAAACAGUCUUGCUCUUUCUGUAAAUGCCUCCAGCAAUCUAUCUUUCUUCUGGGAUCCUUGGUGCAGGGGAAUUUCGGUGGCUGACCAUUUGAGGAGCAUGAAUAACACUUCCAGUUUUACCUCUCCCUUUGACUGUACUGUCUCCCAGCUUAUUUUAGCUGAUAAUUGGAACCUCCCUAAUUGCUUGGGCAACCAAAUGGCUGCUAUCAUCCAUUCGGUUCCUAUCGAUUCUUAUAAUGAGAACCACCUCUGGAAUAACAAGCAAAACCCAUCUUUUAACGAUUUCAAUUCUCAGUUUUAUGAAAACCUGAACGUGGUUCCUUGGCAUAAGUACAUUUGGCACAAACACAAUGCCCUUCGUUUCUCGGUCUAUGCUUGGAUGAUGUUUAAUGGGGGCUUAAAAACUGCGGAUGUUCUGGCUGCUCGGGGUAUUUUGGUUCCAAAUACAUGCUGUUUUUGUCAUAAUGAUAGGGAGUCUAUUACCCACUUAUUCUAUGAAUGCAGCUACAGUUUUGACAUUGUUAGAGCUCUUUUCCCCUGGACGCAUAAUCUUUUUAUGAGGCCUAACUUUCACCAGGCUUAUGAUAGCAUUUGGGAGCAAGGAUACCCCGAGAGGAAAAACGUCGCCUUUGAGAGAUUUGAGAAUAGCAUAGCCUUCCUUAUGGCUUCGGCUGUUCAGCACAUUGACGUCUAUGGCCGCUAG
Messenger RNA from Dendrobium catenatum, 3054 nucleotides. RefSeq lists its product as uncharacterized. Lineage: Eukaryota; Viridiplantae; Streptophyta; Magnoliopsida; Asparagales; Orchidaceae. The coding region runs from base 1 to 3054 and encodes 1017 amino acids. The record is from RefSeq and is a predicted model, not a curated record. Gene Ontology annotation, molecular function: catalytic activity. The transcript is spliced from 4 exons.